AUGACGGGAAUUCCUCGGAAUCGUGAUCACACCUCUAAUUCUAAACGGAGCAAUGUCUUUAAUUUGGUUGCACGGAGAGAGAUUUCUCCAAGAACAAAGCAUGCAGCAAGAGAUGCAAGACGUGGCCUCCUGUCAUGGGUUGAGGCCGAUUCAUUGCGGCAUUUGUCAGCCAAGUAUUGCCCUUUAUUACCUGCCCCAAGGUCUACCAUUGCAGCAGCAUUUAGUCCAGAUGGAAAAGUUCUUGCAUCCACGCAUGGUGACCAUACUGUAAAGAUAAUAGAUUGUGAAACUGGACGUUGCUUAAAGGUGUUAAUGGGCCAUAUGAGGACGCCUUGGGUGGUUAGGUUCCAUCCAUUGCAUCCACAUAUACUUGCUAGUGGGAGCUUGGAUCAAGAAGUUCGAUUAUGGGAUGCUAACACAUCAGAGUGCAUAACAUCUCACCAUUUCUAUCGCCCAAUUGCUUCCAUUGCUUUUCAUGCCAAAGGGGAAAUUAUUGCCGUUGCAUCAGGCCACAAGCUGUACAUAUGGCACUAUGACAAGAAAAGUGAAGCAUCCUACUCACCAAUUUUUGUGUUGAAGACUAGGCGAUCUCUACGAGCUGUGCAUUUUCACCCUCAUGCUGCACCAUAUCUUUUAACUGCUGAGGUCAAUGAUCUUGACUCUUCAGAUUCCUCGAUGACAGAGGCAACAUCUAUUGGUUAUUUACAAUAUCCUCCACCUGCCGUUUUUGUCACAAAUAUUCAACCCACGGAACAUGUUACUUUGUCCAGUGAACCGCCUAACGUUUCAUCGACUUUCUUCUUCGUUCCUUCAUUUACUGUUGAUGAGUCAAGAGACGAAUUACAGCAUGCUAGUCAUGAUGAUGGCUCGAGUAGAAUGCAAGUAGAGUCCCCUGCGGUGGUUCAGUUUCAAGUAGAUACAAAUGUAACAGAGCAAUGUGAUACUUCGUCUCCCAUGGACACAGUCUCGGAGGUUCCAACUAACUCUCAACCUGGUACAGAAUAUCCCGCUCAUUCUUCUUUCUCUAAUGGAAUGGGAAUUGGCAUCCGCAACCUCACAAUGGAUGGUAUGGAGACUGAUGAAACCAGACCGUCGGAAGGAAGUCAACACGGAAACGUUACUGAUAUAAGUUCUCUCAAUGGCAUGUUACACGGACUAUCGGGGCAAACUGCAAAUCAUGGGGUUCAUUCAGAGUUGGGUCAAUUUCAUCAGUUUGUUUCUUCAAGAGACACAAGUGGCUGGGAGUUACCUUUUCUACAAGGAUGGUUAAUGGGUCAAAGCCAAGUUGCAAUGCCAUCUACAACAAUGUCCGGCGGCAUCAACAUACCCAGAUCUUCUACAAGAUCAGGUCUACGGAGUAAUUUUUCCCAAUUGCUUAGACCUGUAUCUGAAUCCCGAAAUCUUGCAGCUUCUACUAAUACCCCACACAAUGGAUCUGACAUCCAAACCAUCAUGAGUCGAAUCCAGUCAGAACUCGCAACAUCUGUGGCUGCAGCGGCAGCUGCUGAAUUGCCUUGUACCGUGAAGUUAAGAGUAUGGUCUCAUGACAUAAAAAAUCCCUGUUCCCCACUAAAUUCUGACAGAUGUCGUCUAAUCAUACCUCAUGCUGUCCUCUGCAGUGAAAUGGGUGCCCACUUUUCACCAUGCGGUAGAUUUUUAGCUGCCUGUGUUGCAUGCAUGCUUCCACAUAUAGAAGCUGAUCCAGGAUUGCAAACUCCAGUACAUCAAGAGCCUGGUGUUGCAACAUCACCAACUCGGCAUCCAAUAUCAGCACACCAAGUUAUGUAUGAGCUGCGGAUAUAUUCCCUUGAGGAGGCAACAUUUGGAUUGGUGCUUGCUUCUCGAGCAAUUAGAGCAGCUCAUUGUCUGACUUCAAUUCAGUUCUCUCCUACAUCGGAGCACAUACUCCUUGCCUAUGGUCGACGUCAUGGUUCUCUUCUUAAAAGCAUUGUCAUUGAUGGAGAAACAACGUUACCUAUAUAUACAGUUUUAGAGGUGUAUAGGGUUUCGGAUAUGGAACUUGUUAGGGUGCUUCCUAGUGCUGAAGAUGAGGUUAAUGUGGCAUGCUUUCAUCCUUUUCCCGGGGGCGGGCUAGUUUAUGGAACAAAGGAAGGAAAGCUUAGGAUUCUUCACUACGAUGGUGCUCACCCAGUGAAUGGCAAUGGACCAAGUUACUUUCCCGAGGAGACCGUCGUUGGAUUCAGUCAGUGA
Vicia faba (fava bean) is the source of this 2211-nucleotide messenger RNA. The record is from the annotation of a GenBank genome assembly. Lineage: Eukaryota; Viridiplantae; Streptophyta; Magnoliopsida; Fabales; Fabaceae.